CUAAGAUUCUUCAAACAGUGCCGAAGCUAUAUGAAGGCAUGAAGGAAAACGCUGCCAAAAACUUAUAGUCCUUCUGAGAGACUGAAACAUGGGAGACAGAUGGAAGCACACAGCUCUCCUCGUCGUUGACAUGCAGAAAGAUUUUAUAGAUAGGGAUGGUCCUAUGCUAGUGAAAGGAGGCAAGGCCAUAGUCCCAAAUGUAAUAGAUGCAGUUCAAAUGGCUAGGCAGCGUGGCAUUCUCGUAGUUUGGGUUGUGCGUGAACAUGAUCCAUUAGGGAGAGAUGUUGAGCUAUUUCGCCGGCAUUUGUAUUCUGCUGGGAAAGAGGGGCCAACGGUUAAGGGUCAGAUAGGUGCUGAACUUGUUGAUGGGCUUGUGAUUGAAGAAGGGGACUAUAAAUUAGUCAAGACCCGGUUUAGUGCAUUCUUUGCUACACACCUUGAUUCCUAUCUUAAGAGUAAUGGAGUUGACAGUUUGGUUGUCAUUGGUGUUCAGACUCCAAACUGCAUUAGGCAGACUGUGUUUGAUGGUGUAGCUUUGGAUUACAAAUCUAUUACAGUUAUUGUUGAUGCCACAGCUGCUGCUACAGCUGACGUACAUGCUGCCAAUAUAUUUGACAUGAAGAACGUUGGAGUUGCAACACCAACCUUUCAAGAAUGGUCUGAAUCGGGCGCUUGAUCCUCAAUCUGGUAACCGUUACAUAUCCUUGAUUGUUGCAAUAAUAUGGUCCUGUAUAGGGGACGCAACCUGUCUACGAUCCUGUGUGCGGCUUAGUAGUGUGUGAACAGAACACGUAGCCAAAGCGGAACUCAAUAUUCAACCAACCUAUGAUCCAUUUAUAUGUGUAGACCAAUGAAAUAGCUGCUUCCUUCCUUUAGUUUGAUUGUAUAUUAUGCAUAACAUUUCAAUAAAACCAGUUUAUAAUUUAGAUAUACACUGGCUUUGAUGUAAGGAAAAACAACAGAAGGAAAUAAAUAAGUCUGCUGGCUGUGCAAGCAAUGUUUGGACA
Messenger RNA from Rosa rugosa (rugosa rose), 1007 nucleotides. Its product is annotated as probable inactive nicotinamidase At3g16190. The record is from RefSeq and is a predicted model, not a curated record. NCBI's taxonomy places the organism in Eukaryota, Viridiplantae, Streptophyta, Magnoliopsida, Rosales, Rosaceae. The transcript has 5 exons. Bases 89 to 676 code for a protein of 195 amino acids.